Molecule: messenger RNA, 750 nt
Organism: Clonostachys rhizophaga
Lineage: Eukaryota; Fungi; Ascomycota; Sordariomycetes; Hypocreales; Bionectriaceae
Source: the annotation of a GenBank genome assembly
AUGGGACGCCUCGACAGCAAGAUAGCCAUCGUGACAGGAGCUGCUUCGGGUUUCGGCCAGGGAAUUGCUGAGCACUAUGCCGAAGAGGGUGCGAAGGUCCUGCUUUGUGACAUCAACCGCGAGGCUGGUGAGAAGCUUGCUGAGACUUCAGAUGCAUUCGCAUUCCAGGAAAUGAACGUCACUAAGGCCGAUGACUGGAAAGCAGCAAUCGAUAAAGCUGUCCAGCUCUGGGGCAAGGUCGACAUCUUGGUAAACAAUGCGGGGACCAGCUACACGAACAAGAGCACCCAUGAAGUGACCGAAGACGAGUUUGAGAAGGUCAUGGCUGUCAACGUGAAGAGCGUCUUCCUGGGCAGCAACGCCUUUAUCAUCCAGGCUAAAAGGCAAGGAACCGGUGGCUGCAUUGUCAACAUCGCGUCUGUGGGUGCCCAUCGUCCACGACCAGGUUUGGUCUGGUACAAUGCAUCCAAAGGCGCCAUUGCCAAUGCGACGAUGGGUCUGGCUGCAGAAUAUGGACCAGAUGGCAUCAGAGUGAAUUCCAUCUGCCCUUUAGCCACCAUGACGGGUUUACUUUCCACAUUCAUUGGCAAGGAGAUCACACCAGAUGUGGUAAAGGCACUUGGCGCCGUACCACUUGGAAGAAUGGGCCAGAUCCGCGACGUGACCAACGCAGCAGUCUUUUUAGCUAGCCAGGAAGCUUCCUUUAUCACCGGCGUCAACCUUGACGUGGAUGGCGGCCGUGCUAUUUGA